UUGGUAAUACUGUGUGUUUGCUGUGGUGGUAGUGGUAGGGCUGUGUAUGUGUAUGUAAACACGAAUUUGAGGUUACAACAUUUUCUGUCAAACACAAAAUUAUAUUUAGUUUAUUAUUAUCAAGUAUGGCAUCGUUUAAAAACUCUAAGAAGAAGGUGUCCCAGGAGGAGCUUCGCCGUUUGAUGAACAAACACAAAGACAAAUUCGUAGAAUCUGUCAAGAAGAUUGAUUCCCCAUUGGCCAAGUACACCAAUGAUGGCACACUUAUGUGCGUCCUGUGUAAUACUGUAGUCCGGAGUGAAGCUGUAUGGAAUGUACACAUCAAUGCUAAGGCUCACAGAGACAAUAUACACAUAGCAAAACAGAAAAAAGUUUCUUCUGAAUUCAAGUCACCAGCCAUGGUUGCAGCACCUACAUUAAAACGCCAAAGUGAAACCAUAAUGAAUGAUCCUGUACCAGCAAAGAAAAUUAAAGGAAUUCUGAAGAAUGCACCAGUAAAGGCCCCCACACCUGCAUCUGUACCUACUGAUUUUUUUGAUGGAGUUGCAACAGCGGGUAACAAUAAAACACCAGUAGUAUUGUCUCAUAUAAUGGAAACCACUGAUGCAUGCGAAGCAAUGGAUGAUAAUGAUGGAAAUGGUGAUAAUUCCUCUAACUCUGGGUUAAGGGAAGAAGCACUUCCUGAAGGUUUUUUUGAUGAUCCCAUUAUGGAUGCCAAAGCAAGACAUGUUGAAUAUAAGGAUCCAAUUGAAGAGGAAUGGGAAAAAUUUCAGAAGGAAAUUAAGGAAGAAGUUACUGUCUCUUCCCAAAUAAUUGAAGAAGAUCAUGAGGAAGCAACUGCUGAAAGACAGAUAGAGGAAAUAGAUGAGCAACUGCGAAAUUGGAAUAGGGUACUGGAAUUAGAACGUAAAAAGGAGGCUGUCAAAGCAGCUGAACGAAUCAAAAUGGAAAUAGACGAGAAUAUGAGUAGUGGAGAAGAUGAAUUUGAUGAAUUUCUUGAUUGGAGGUCGAAGAAAUCAUACCGAUAAUUUUUCUUGUUUUGAUGUCUUCAUUUCUACCACUGAUAAUCUUUCUGAUAUGGAGUAUUCUUUAGGGGAUGUAAAGGCAUUAAAACUAAAAUCUCUGGCUUUUUAAA
Frankliniella occidentalis (western flower thrips) is the source of this 1135-nucleotide messenger RNA. RefSeq names its product zinc finger protein 830. The coding region runs from base 126 to 1028 and encodes 300 amino acids. Gene Ontology annotation, molecular function: zinc ion binding; nucleic acid binding. The transcript is spliced from 5 exons. Gene Ontology annotation, cellular component: spliceosomal complex; nucleus. The record is from RefSeq and is a predicted model, not a curated record. Gene Ontology annotation, biological process: mitotic DNA damage checkpoint signaling; mitotic DNA replication checkpoint signaling; nuclear DNA replication. Lineage: Eukaryota; Metazoa; Arthropoda; Insecta; Thysanoptera; Thripidae.